Messenger RNA from Gastrolobium bilobum, 1927 nucleotides. Its product is annotated as UPF0051 protein ABCI8, chloroplastic-like. The transcript has 2 exons. Bases 59 to 1699 code for a protein of 546 amino acids. The record is from RefSeq and is a predicted model, not a curated record. Gene Ontology annotation, biological process: iron-sulfur cluster assembly. Lineage: Eukaryota; Viridiplantae; Streptophyta; Magnoliopsida; Fabales; Fabaceae.
AAAAAAUUGCUCCUACGUUGGUGUUGUGAGGAUCUCCUUGUUUGAGAAAACCUCAUCCAUGGCUUCUCUUCGUCUUCUUGCGAACAGUGUCUCAACCUUCUCUCAUCAACCCACUUCUUCCGAUUCCAAGUUUCGAAAUCUCCGAACUCCAAAGCUUCCAACUUUGAAACCCAAAAAAAAACACAGCUCAAGGGUCCUUAACGUUGGUGCUGAUGUGGGUUUCACUUCUCCUUCUCCUUCUCCUCCCACAAGCUCCGAUGAAAAAAUCCGUGAGAUUCUUCGCAAUCGUGACUAUGACAAGAAAUUCGGUUUCAACAUCGACAUCGAUUCCUUCUCAAUUCCCAAAGGUCUCUCCAAAGAGACCAUAAAGUUGAUAUCUUCCUUGAAAGAGGAACCCCUUUGGAUGCUUGAGUUUAGGUUGAGUGCUUUUGAAAAAUUCUUGAGCAUGGAGGAACCUAAUUGGUCAGACAACACAUACCCAUCAAUUGAUUUUCAAGAUAUGUGCUAUUACUCUGCACCAAAGAAGAAACCCACCUUGAAUUCCCUUGAUGAUGCUGACCCUGAACUCCUUAUGUACUUUGAUAAAUUGGGUGUCCCUCUGAAUGAGAGGAACCGUUUGGCUAAUGUUGCAGUGGAUGCUGUUCUUGACAGUGUUUCCAUUGCUACAACUCAUAGGAAGGCUUUGGAGAAAGCUGGUGUUAUCUUUUGUUCAAUAUCUGAGGCUAUUAGGGAGUACCCUGAUUUGGUUAGAAAGUACUUGGGGAGAGUUGUGCCUAGUGGGGAUAACUAUUUUGCAGCUUUGAAUUCAGCAGUUUUUAGUGAUGGAUCCUUUUGUUACAUUCCUAAGGAUACUAAGUGCCCUAUGCAGAUUUCAACUUACUUUAGGAUCAAUGCUUUGGAGACUGGGCAGUUUGAGAGGACUUUGAUUGUCGCAGAUGAUAGGAGUUUUGUGGAGUAUUUGGAGGGAUGUACUGCACCUUCUUAUGAUAGGAACCAGCUUCAUGCUGCUGUUGUGGAAUUGUAUUGUGCUGAAGGUGCAGAAAUUAAGUACUCCACUGUGCAGAAUUGGUAUGCUGGUGAUGAGGAUGGGAAUGGAGGGAUAUACAAUUUUGUCACAAAGAGAGGACUUUGUGCUGGGGCACACUCUAAGAUAUCAUGGACACAAGUGGAGACAGGAUCAGCUAUUACUUGGAAAUAUCCCAGUGUUGUUUUGGAGGGAGAUGAUACUGUUGGGGAGUUUUAUUCGGUUGCUUUGACUAAUAACUAUCAACAAGCGGAUACAGGUACAAAGAUGAUUCACAAGGGGAAGAACACAAAGAGUAGGAUUAUCUCCAAGGGUAUAUCAGUUGGACACUCAAGGAACUGUUAUAGAGGGCUUGUUCAGGUUCAAUCAAAGGCAGAGAAUGCUAGAAACUCCUCUCAGUGUGACUCAAUGCUUAUUGGUGAUAAAGCAGCUGCCAAUACAUAUCCUUACAUCCAGGUGAAGAAUCCUACGGCAAGAAUUGAACACGAAGCUAGUACAUCCAAAAUUGGUGAAGAUCAAUUGUUUUACUUUCAACAAAGGGGAAUAAACUAUGAAAGAGCCAUGGCUGCUAUGAUCUCUGGGUUUUGCCGUGAUGUCUUCAAUGAGCUUCCAGAUGAAUUUGGCUCUGAGGUGAACCAACUCAUGAGCUUGAAGUUAGAGGGGUCUGUAGGUUAAACAGCUUGUGAUGCAUCAGUUUGUAAGUUAUUGUGUUGUAACUUGUUAAGCUGAGUGGUAUUUGCAAUUGUAGUCUUAAAAAAAAGAUUUCAAACUGUGUUAGGAAGGACAUAUACAUGAUGUAUAUAUCUCUAUAUAUAUUUUCUUCAACUGCAUUGAAUAAGUGUCAUGAAUAGUGAUGAGUUCUCAACUGGAAUGUAUUUUCACUGCGAAAAUAGAAUUUAAUAC